This is a messenger RNA of Bombus huntii, 3412 nucleotides long. It is a transcript of the gene Nop17l, whose product is annotated as protein kintoun. The transcript is spliced from 4 exons. Gene Ontology annotation, cellular component: cytoplasm. NCBI's taxonomy places the organism in Eukaryota, Metazoa, Arthropoda, Insecta, Hymenoptera, Apidae. Gene Ontology annotation, biological process: axonemal dynein complex assembly. The coding region runs from base 25 to 2691 and encodes 888 amino acids. The record is from RefSeq and is a predicted model, not a curated record.
UUGUAAACACUAUUGGGCUGAAAGAUGGACGCUUACGACAUACAUAGGAAAAAUUGGGAGGAUUUAGACGUGACCAAAGAAGAGCUGAAAAAUUUGACCGAGUGCUUGAAAAAGGAGGAAUUCCGCAAGAUGUUGAUCGAAUACGUGGAAGAGGUGACUGAUCCGAAAAAUAUGGAGGUCUAUCAAAAAGAAAUUACGUUGUUAGAGAAGAAACGGGGCGUCGACGUUACAUUCGUCGCCCCACAGCCUAGUUACGUCAUAAAAACCAGCAUAAACGGAGACAAAAAAUGUUUUCUAAAUAUUUGCACGAGCGAACUUACAGAUCCGCCGAGCAGUCAACCUUCCUUCGAACAAGGUCAUCAUGGACAACAAUGGUCUAUUCCUUACUUGUUAACACCACCUCGUGAUGACCUUGACAAAAAAAAUGUACGUUGCAAAGUCUUCGAUGUGAUAUUUCAUCCUGAUACCAUUUUCCUAUCGACGAAACACGCAGAACUUCGCAAAAUCGUUAACAGCACAGCUAUAGACGGUGUCGAAAAUAAUUUUAAUGUCAAAUUGGAUAGGAAAAAUAUAAAGUUUCCACAAAUAAGAUACAAAGGGAUAUGUCAUCCAACUGUGAUCAGAAAACCAUCCAAGAGUCAGCCUGAAGAGGAAUUGGACAUAGAACCAGAAAUCUAUCAGAAGCUAAUGGCCAGUUACGACAAGAGCAGACAACCAAGACCCAAGCGUAUGGAGAAAGUGCCAAAGCGGUCACCUUCUACCAAAUAUUAUAACAAGAAAGCAAAUAAAAGUACAGACACAGAUAACAAAUUUACGACACCAAAAUUUUCUAUAAAACACCAAUCCGACGUAGAGCUAGAAGAUUUUAGCACGAACAGAAAUGCAAAAAUGAAUGCUACGGUACCUAAGAGAUUAAUCAUCACUAUAGAUCUACCCCUACUAAAAACUGCCACCGAUGCUUCUCUAGAUGUACAAGAACGUUAUCUCAGCAUAAAGAGCAUAAAACCUGCAAAAUAUUUAUUGGAGCUUCCUCUACCUUAUCGUGUGGAUGCAGACAGGGGUAAUGCUAAGUUUGAUGCAAAACACAAGAAGCUUGUUGUUACGCUACCAGUUAUACAACCAGUGGUAUCGGUAUCUAAUACCAAAGAGGACAGUGGAGUAAAUAGUGAUCCUUGUAACUUUGGUAAUACUGUGCCGCUACUACUAGAAGAUUCCAUGGAAGAUUCUUCUAGUCAGAGUCAUGAGAGUAACUGUACACCAAAAUUAGUUGAAGAAUGUGAAACAGUGCUUGCAACUACAAAAACGGAAUAUGAGAGCAAAAAUGUAGAAGAUUCUCCUAGUCAGAGUCAUGAGAGUAACUGUACACCAAAAUUAGUUGAAGAAUGUGAAACAGUGCUUGCAACUACAAAAACGGAAUAUGAGAGCGAAAAUGUAGAAGAUUCUCCUAGUCAGAGUCAUGAGAGUAACUGUACACCAAAAUUAGUUGAAGAAUGUGAAACAGUGCUUGCAACUACAAAAACGGAAUAUGAGAGCGAAAAUGUAGAAGAUUCUAGUGAUACGACAUUACGGACUAGCAAAAAAAAUAUAAGCACAUUUUUAGAUCCUAGCAUUAAGUAUUCACUGCCAACAUUUAUUUGUAAUUUAUGUAAGAAUCAAUUAACGAUUACUGUGAAUCUAAAAAAUGUCAAUCCAGAUUCUAUUCGCUAUAGAAUUUUACAAAAUAAUUUAGGGAUACACGCUUUACUAACAUCUGUAGGUACAGGAUUUUUUCCACAGCACUAUUCGUUAUGUUUAAAAAUAACCGAGAAUUCUGUAAAUCCUGAUUCGGUCACGGUCGAACCGUGGGAUAACAAUGUUGUAUUUACUAUUAUGUUAAAAGAUAUGGAAAAUGUAGAACAGUACUACGUUGGUAUAGACGAAGAGUUCAUGGAACAGAAACAUUUUUCUAACGUUGCGUGUUUCGAGAAUCAACUAGAAAAAUUAACGACUAAAGACGAUGACGAGGCGAAUCAAGGAAUCGAGGUACAAACAGAGGAUGGUGGCUUCGUUAUAAAUAUUAGCCCAAACCAUUUAGAUACGGACGAUGAAGCUGAACGACAUAGUACAACAUCGAUGGAAGAACGACCAAAUCUUUGUCAUACUGUAACAAAGACUAGAUCUGUUUCAGAGAGCAGCGGAGAUGAGUUGAUAAGUAAUAAUAUAACAGGUACAUUCCCAAAAAGUAUAUUAAGAUCGCAACGCAAUCAUAAUCUUUCGCGUUCAGUAUCCGAAUCGAGUGCCGAUGAAAUUGGAACGGCUGCAUCGUCUAUAGAUUGUCAUUACGAUUCGAUACCGGAUCUAAAUUCUGAAUUAGAUUGUUCCAGCUUAAAAAAGACAGUACGAUUCAACGACGUAGUAUCGCGACAACUAUUCAGAUCGAAUUCCAGCAUUCUUGGCCAACGUAAAAAGAACCAACGUAAAUUACGAAAUAAAAGGCGUGCCUAUGAACGGAAAAUGAGCGAAAGCGAAAUUUCCGAAACGGAGGACCGUGAUAAGUACAAAGGAAAUCAAAAAAAUACAGAAGUCUCUGAGACUGUAACGAGUAUCAAAGAAGAAAUGAAUGAAAUUCGUUCGAACAACUCGGAUGACACUGCCAAGGACGAGGUUAAAGCACAAUUCAAGAACGACUUGAUAUUCGACCUUGAUAUGUAGAUUUUGUUAGUUCACCAACGGAGGCGUUUUAUAAUGUGUAUGUGAUAAUCUUUUUAAAGCGAAUUUGAAAACUUUGAAAGCUUUUAAAGCGAAUUAAGAUGGUUUAUUGACCGUCUUCGAGGAAUUAGAUAAAAAUAUGGAAUCUACUUAGAAUUAUGUGAUAAUUUGGUAAAAUUGUAUAUUCGUACUAAUGUAGAAGGUUCUCAAAGAAACAAUCCUAGAUAGAAUUUUUUCGUUCGAUAGUUCAAAAACAUCGACCUUACUCUAUAUAAUAUUUUAUCUUCUAUAUUUAUAAAAUAUAAUGUGAAAAUAAGAAUCUUUUGAAUGUUUCUCGCGCGAUCUAUUUUGAAUUUUAACUAUUUCGUAUAGAAGAAGUAGAAGGAUCAUGUUUUUUAAAAUUUUUUGGGAGGAAAUCUAUUUUAUAAAAUGGAAUGGAACGUAACGAGUACACCUUUGCAACAAUCACGAUAUAAUCUACGUCACGAUUACAACAUGUAACUCCAUUGUCGGAGUAAAUAAUGCACUUGCUUUCUUAGUGAAGCGUUUGCCAUAUCAGCAUGCACGUAACACAAUACUAGCAUAUUCUACUCAACAGAGAAAUGGGAAUAAAACUUCACGAUACGAUCGACUUUAAUUCAUCGUUUCUAUGAAAUUUGAUUCCAAAAUUCUCAGACCGUACUAUCAUUAUGAGAAACGUUUACAAUAUAUUUUAAACAAAUAA